AUGGCUUCAUCCGGCAGUGGCGUGGAGGAGGUGCGCGUCUCGGUGUUGACCCCGCUCAAGCUGGUGGGGCUGGUAUGCAUCUUCCUGGCAUUGUGUCUGGAUCUGGGAGCCGUGCUGAGCCCGGCCUGGGUGACGGCCGAUCACCAGUCUUAUCUGUCCCUCUGGGAGUCCUGCAACAAACUCGGCAACCCGGAGACCUGGCGCUGCAAAACUACCUUGAACAGCGAUUGGCAGAUUGCUACCCUUUCUAUGCUGUUGGGUGGUGCUGCCAUAAUUCUUAUAGCUUUCUUGGUUGGACUAAUUUCUAUCUGCGUGGGAUCACGGAGGAGGUUCUACAGGCCCGUCGCUGUCAUGCUGUUUGCAGCAGUGGUUCUUCAGGUCUGCAGUCUUGUCCUUUACCCAAUCAAGUUCAUUGAGACUGUCAACUUAAGAAUAUACCAUGAGUUCAACUGGGGCUAUGGCCUGGCUUGGGGUGCAACUAUAUUUUCAUUUGGGGGUGCCAUACUUUAUUGUCUGAACCCUAAGAACUAUGAAGACUACUAUUAA
This is a messenger RNA of Protobothrops mucrosquamatus (brown spotted pit viper), 546 nucleotides long. RefSeq names its product transmembrane protein 47 (gene TMEM47). The record is from RefSeq and is a predicted model, not a curated record. Gene Ontology annotation, cellular component: cell-cell junction; membrane. NCBI's taxonomy places the organism in Eukaryota, Metazoa, Chordata, Lepidosauria, Squamata, Viperidae. Gene Ontology annotation, biological process: cell-cell adhesion. The transcript has 3 exons. Bases 1 to 546 code for a protein of 181 amino acids.